CAGUUAGGUGCUCCCGGAGAACGAACACGACCCUUCAAGACGGAUUUGGGCCAAAUCGAACACGACCCCAUUAAUAAAUUGGGAGGUUUGACCGCCCCCAAACUCAUCCUGUAAAGCAGUAGAGCACCGCCGCCGAUCUGAUCCCACACUUCCGCCUUCCCUAGAUGUUCUCGUCUACUCGGCCGCCUUCGCAUCGCACGUCGUCCUCUCAAGCCCAUGAUGAGCAGCUCUGGGGAUCCGAAGAGAAAAGCCAUGUGCCGGUCGGUGUGGCUCCGGCGGCAGCGAGCCAAAACGAAUUAUCAUGGAUUGCGGCUUUCAUUAGCUACAACAAAGUGUCCACCUUGCCAAGAACGUGACAAUUCAGAGGUUGCCAAAGACACUAUGCGAGUGAUUGAGCUCGAUAAAUUUCCCGAGGAUAUCUUGCAUCACAUACAUUCCCUUGUGCCACUGCGCGAUGCUGCUCGUGCUGCCUAUGUCUCUCGUAGAUUUUUACGCUCAUGGAAAUGCUUUCCUAACCUUACAUUCAAUUGGAAAACUUUGGGGUUGAAUAUGCAUGAGGGCACGCCAUAUGAGAGAGCAAAGAAAAUUGCGGACAGAAUCUACCACAUACUCAAAAACCACUCUGGCAUUGGGGUGAAAACACUUAAGCUCCAAGUUCAUUCAUGCAACAAUGUCAUCACGGCUAACCUUCUUGGCAUUUGGCUUGAAACUGCUGUUAAGUCUGGAAUCGUAGAACUUGCUGUGGACCUUCCUCAAGAUCACAAUGCGAAGUACGACUUUCCAUGUUCGGUUUUAUCUUGUGCUGCAACCUCAAUUCAGUCUCUCGCCCUCUCGUCUUGUGCUUUUCAUCCGACGAUAAUAAUUGGCUGCUUCAGAAACUUGAGAAGUCUAUGUCUGAAACUUGUUCUCAUUACCGAGGAGGAACUAGGAUGCUUUUUCUCCUGUACAAUUUCCUUAGAGAAGUUGGAAGUUUCCCAGUGCAAUGAGAUAACUUUGUUGAAGAUACCUCCUCAUCUGCAUCAGCUUUGUAUCCUGCGGGUGUUUCUAUGCCAAAGGCUGCAGGUGGUAGAAAUUUAUGCUCCAAAGGUAGCCACGUUUAUGUUCCGUGGGCCGCCGACGAAAAUAUCAAUCACCAACCCGUCUCAACUGAGGAUCAUGACCAUGGAUGGUUCAUUUCAUGCUGGCAUGUUCCACCAUGCUCUGACCAAGCUUCAUUCCAUCACGUCGAAUCUUCACACACUUGUCUUGUGCUUAUUUAGAGAGGCCUUCAAUACUCCAGCAUCAGCUGACAAAUUCCUCCAGCUGAGGCACUUGAAGACUUAUUGUUGUAGCAGUCAAUUCGAAAGCUUUGAUUUUUUAUCUCUAAUUUCCUUUCUUGAAGCUUGUCCUCUACUAGAAACUUUCUUCUUAUCGGUAAGUCGACAUUAUUUAAGGCCAGAGUCAGCUUCCCAAAAAUCGGAUGUAGAUUCAUGGCAUAUCAGGAAGAUUCCUGGAUUCCGCCAUGACAAGCUUAAGAAAGCAUCCAUCACUGGAAUCAACUCGUCAAAGAGCUUGAUUGAACUAACAUGUCAAAUUCUUAAGAAUUCCUCAUCACUAGAAUGCCUUGUGCUCGACACUACUAGUGGUUAUAGUAAUUCAGGCAUAUGUGAAAAUAUGGAUAGAGAAGCAGUCAUGGAUGCCCUCGAAGGUGUCAAGGCUAUCAAAAGACAUGUUGAGGGUCAAGUUCCCGACGGUGUUGAUGUCGAGGUUUUGAAGCCCUGUGACCGGUGCCAUAUUUCCAAACUCUGAUGUCCAUGCUAUGUUGUACACCGAUCUUGAAGGGCAUGCGCUGUGUGUGGUCACAUUUUUUUACCUUACAACGAGUCACACAGUAAGGAAAUUGCCGCAGUUGGAGAAUUUAUUCUGUAUGGUUGGUCAGACUUUUGGCCCUGGAAAUGCAAUUUAUAUAUAACUAGCAAAAAAAGCCCGCGCGUUGCAACGGAAGAGAAAAUAACACACGUUUUGAACGUAAUAUAUUUUCACA
Molecule: messenger RNA, 2023 nt
Organism: Hordeum vulgare subsp. vulgare (domesticated barley)
Lineage: Eukaryota; Viridiplantae; Streptophyta; Magnoliopsida; Poales; Poaceae
Product: FBD-associated F-box protein At5g56370-like
Exons: 5
Coding region: 217-1788 (523 amino acids)
Molecular function (GO): protein binding
Source: RefSeq, a predicted model, not a curated record